This is a messenger RNA of Cokeromyces recurvatus, 1191 nucleotides long. RefSeq names its product yeats family-domain-containing protein. Gene Ontology annotation, molecular function: histone binding. The coding region runs from base 1 to 1191 and encodes 396 amino acids. Gene Ontology annotation, biological process: regulation of transcription by RNA polymerase II; chromatin remodeling. NCBI's taxonomy places the organism in Eukaryota, Fungi, Mucoromycota, Mucoromycetes, Mucorales, Mucoraceae. Gene Ontology annotation, cellular component: Swr1 complex; NuA4 histone acetyltransferase complex. The record is from RefSeq and is a predicted model, not a curated record. The transcript is spliced from 5 exons.
AUGAGGCCGAAAACCGUUCGUUCAGUUUAUGGUACUCCAGCUGUGAUUAUUAUCCCAAUUACUAAAGCAGCAUUCUAUACAGUUCUUGAAGCAAUCUCUGCUAUAGUAGGUGUUAGUGAAUAUUUUCAAGAUAUAAAGAUUAUCUGUCAAAAUCAUGUUAUGAAAGGAAAUUCUAGAGCUUCUGAAGGGCAUCCUUGGAGGAAUUGGAAGAUUAAAUUAGUGGCAGUAGACAAUCAUCGAGAAAAUAAGGGUAAAUUAAAUCAUUUAUUGGAUCAUGUUGAAUAUAUAUUACAUCCAACAUUUGAUAACCCAAGAAGAGUGUUUGUAAAGGAACCUUAUUUAUUACAAGAGAAAGGAUGGGGUGAAUUUGAUAUGCGAGUUAUUCUUUAUUUUAAAAAUCAUGUCACAGAGCCUGAAAAUAUCUUUUUUGAUUUACAUUUUCGCGAACAUACUUAUACCAUUAUGCAUAGAAUAUUUUUUAAUAAUCCCUCAACUGACUUAAUUCAGCUCUUAAAUUCUGUAUCAAUAAAUAUAAAUAAUAACGACUCUUCUUUAUCUCCAUCUUCUUAUAACGAAUAUCAUAAAAAGCGACGUACAAGUCCAUUAAUCACAAAUAAUUCAAAAAAAGUGAGAACACCGCCUUCUCCUGCUCAAUUUAGUGAUGGUUCAUUAACUCCUUCUUCUUAUAACACUAUGAAGUAUCCAACGUCUCCUUCAACAAAUAUGGUACUUAAUGGGAAUGAAGUAACGACUGAGGAUUUAUUAAAUCGAACGAGUAGACAAAAGAGAACAAAUCAAUAUCAUCAAGAGGGUAUCAUUAUUGAUGAUGUAUAUGAUGAAAAGGAUCUAGAGAAUGUGAAUCCAAUACAUAAUAAAUUUGUAGAUAAAAAUAUACGAUUAGCUUGGGGAUUACCACAGGGCUUUGAUAUUCUGGAAUUAGCUAGAAGAUUAAGUUCAAGGACAAUGGAUCAGACUGAAGAAAUUGAAUCCAUUAUUAAAAGUCAUAAAAAAGAGGAUAUGUUAGUGGAAGAAAAUGACGAUGAAUUUGUAGUCGAUUUAUAUUCUUUAGGGCCAGAUUUACUUAAUUUAUUAUGGGAUUAUACAGAAAAGAGAACAAACCCACAUAAUCCCUCUAUAUUAUCACCCUUUUCACUUGUACAAGCAAAUACCAAUAUAAGUGAAGAUGAUUGA